AGAUUACUUUAACAAUUACUAUAAUUACCGAUAUUUUAUUACAAGUAAAUGCUUUAUCAUCUCUUUAUUGCAUGGUGUUUUAUGUGAAAUUCAGUGCGCUAUGCUUUAUAUUCUUGUUUAUAAUCAUGAUUCAAGGUUUCGGCACCACGCGGGACCAAAUGAGCCCACGAGCAAACACACUUAGUGAUGAUAAGGACGACAUACAGAAACAGUUAGACAACGAAGCAAGGGACAGACUUCAUUUUGCCACAGGGCCAAAAAUAUGGGUUCUUCACUUUCCCACCCAUAUAAUGCAAAAGUCGCACAUCAACAAACGGAUACCUUGGAACUUUAUCACUUCAAAACAAAAUGCUAAACGAGAUUAUAACGAACAAAAAAUUAUUAAGGAAUGGCAGCGAAGGCGAGACAUAUCAAGUUCAUACUCAUCCACUAGAACAUCUGAAUCAUCUUCCUCACUGCCAAUAAAAGGACCUCGUAAAAUGACUGUGCGGGUGCAACUGCCUGUUAACAGAUAUCAAACUAAAAAAUCUUUUUUGAGAAAUAUUCGGAUGGAGGGCAAUCAAGCUGAACAAAUCUCUCGUCUUCGCGCAUCGCAAUCUCCAAUAGCCAUCUCCAUUCAAAAAUGCCCGACAUGGACUUCACUAGAUGGACUCAAAUUCACGGGCUACUGGGACAACGAAGGUAGUGGCGUGUUAUUAAAUACGGGACAAACUGCAUAUUUUACCCUCGACACAAACUCUCGACCACGACUAAGCGGCGGGCCCCUAAUGGGCGAGUACAUCUUCGAGCAAAUGCACUUCCACUGGUCUGUUGACGACUUCACCGGCUGCGAACACGUUUUAGAUGGUCAUGGAUACGCAGCAGAAUGUCACUUCGUCCACUACAACAGUAAAUACGAGUCAAUAGAAGCGGCGGUAGGCCAUGCUGACGGUUUGGCUGUGGUUGGUUUCCUUUUGGAGGUUGUAGAUGCCCCUAACCCGAAAUUUGACAUGCUUGUUGAGGGUUUAGAGGCGAUUCAGAAGCGUGACCAAGCUGUUCAGGUCACUCCAGAGUCACUUUCCUGGAUGGAGCGAGACGACCUGCGCGAGGGCAGCUACGUGACCUACAAAGGAUCGUUAACCACGCCCCCGUACACCGAGUGUGUCACAUGGAUCAUUUACCAGAAACCUGUACAAAUUGGCACAGAACAGUUGGGCCUUCUCCGGCAGUUGGAAGGGUUAGACAGCAAGCCCAUCGAGAGGAACGUGCGGCCGACGCAACGCCACCCUCCUGGCCACACCGUCAUUAAUGUGAAGCAAUUCAAGGCGAAACUUUAAAUUAAGAUUGAUACUGAGACUUUACUACGACAAAAUGUGGCUAUUGUUGCCGAAAAUAAUGGAAUUGAAGUUUUUCUAAUAGUUGAAUACCCACUUGCGACUGGUAUACAUUAGAAGCUAAAUCCGUGUUAAAUGUAAAAUUAAAUAUUGCACUCAUUUGCAUGUUACCAUUAAAUUUAUCAGCACCAUUCUUCUAUUAAAAUAUUUGUUACAGACCCCGUUGCGUUUUAAACAAUUAUUUAAAUAGAUGGCUGAAGGUAUUCCAAUCCUAUAAGUAUUAAACUGCAACCAGACGUAUAGUUUUUCUAUAUAUCACAAUAAAACUAGGCCACGUAGUUUUUUACUACCUAAGUAAUCUCAGUAUCUACCACACAAUAAAGGACUUAAUAACACGCGUAUUUUCCAGUGACUUCUUUUGUACAGAUUAAUAAACGGGGUCAGCGCUAGGAAACAACAGCCUAAAUUUGUAAUUUAAAUAAUACAUUUCAGACCAUCACCUCAGGAAUAUACUGGCCGUUCUCUGCAGUAACGCCAUGAAUAUUACUUUGCAUUUAUUUCUGCGGCCAAAUACGUAAACAAGGAUAAUUCAUAGCGUAAAGUUUUCAAUAUAUAUAUUUGCACUGAAAUAUUAUUCUACAACUGUAAAAUAGUAACAGUAUGAAACUUGGAGAACAGCCGAACUUUCAUCAGAAUUUUCGCGUUAUUACAGAUUUUGGCAAUUAAUAAUGUUUGAGUCAUGAUGGGUUUCACUAUUGUCAAAUUUCUAUAUAAAUGAUAAUUCCAAAUCAAGUUCUCAAGUGAUCAAAAGUCAAACAAUACGUACUCAUAGACUUUCAUAGACAAUAUAACUUUAACAAUAGAUAAUGAAACAAAGAAGAUCCUUAUAUAUCUAAGUACAUUUUGUCAGUAAAAGAGACGUUUCCAAAAACAACAGAAGGGUUAAAUAAAUUAAUAGACUAAUAGAUAGAUAAAUAGAUUAAAUAGACUUAGCAAAAAGUCAUAGAAAGUGUGAUUAAAAUUAAAUAAAUGACAAUUAAAAGUAUACUUGUACACUUUAAUUUAGGUGUAUUUUCAUUUGGCGCCUCCCCACGUGAUCGCCGCAAUACAUGAGGCGAGGAAAACUGGGAAUUGUUUUUCUUAACAAAAUAUUAAUUUACAAUGGCGUCCACCUUGACUCCUAUUAGUGUGACUUUAAAGUCUAAUUUCGUUAAUUUCACUUGCGUUCGUUAUAAUUAUGUCGGAAAUAUCCCUGUGCAAAACAGCCCAACGUGACAGAUACCGUACCGUAGUUCAAUGAUUCCACACGGAUGAUGAAUAUUGUGGCAAACUAUUUAUCAUAAGUGUCAGUUCCCUUUGCGCAUCCUAUAAAUUUGGACGCAUAUGCUAAUAUAUAUUACACGUAUAAAUUUUCAUUAAUGUUGUGAAGAAAUGUCAUACUGUGUAUGAUGUCUUUAAACUAAUUGUACUUGCCUAGUUUAAUAUGAUACAAUAUAUUUUGUCGACUAUAAAGCAUUGUUUUACUUGAGAGCUAAACAAC
Molecule: messenger RNA, 2853 nt
Organism: Cydia splendana
Lineage: Eukaryota; Metazoa; Arthropoda; Insecta; Lepidoptera; Tortricidae
Gene: CAH3
Product: carbonic anhydrase 1-like
Exons: 10
Coding region: 72-1316 (414 amino acids)
Molecular function (GO): carbonate dehydratase activity; zinc ion binding
Source: RefSeq, a predicted model, not a curated record